This is a messenger RNA of Anopheles marshallii, 372 nucleotides long. RefSeq names its product gamma-aminobutyric acid receptor-associated protein. Lineage: Eukaryota; Metazoa; Arthropoda; Insecta; Diptera; Culicidae. Gene Ontology annotation, molecular function: GABA receptor binding; ubiquitin protein ligase binding. Gene Ontology annotation, biological process: autophagy of mitochondrion; cellular response to nitrogen starvation; autophagosome assembly. The transcript is spliced from 2 exons. The record is from RefSeq and is a predicted model, not a curated record. The coding region runs from base 1 to 372 and encodes 123 amino acids. Gene Ontology annotation, cellular component: cytosol; autophagosome membrane; autophagosome.
AUGAAGUUCCAGUAUAAGGAAGAGCAUCCGUUCGAGAAGCGAAAGGCUGAAGGCGAUAAAAUCCGUCGCAAAUAUCCGGACCGUGUGCCCGUCAUCGUGGAGAAGGCACCGAAGGCUCGCAUCGAUGAUCUGGAUAAGAAGAAGUAUCUAGUCCCAUCCGAUCUGACCGUAGGCCAAUUUUACUUCCUGAUCCGCAAACGAAUCCAUUUGCGCCCGGAAGAUGCACUAUUCUUCUUUGUAAACAACGUCAUUCCGCCGACGUCGGCCACUAUGGGAUCGCUGUAUCAUGAGCAUCACGAGGAGGACUACUUCCUCUACAUUGCUUACUCGGACGAAAACGUGUACGGCAGUACCAACAACGACAGCAACUAA